UUUUCCAUUCCAUCAACUCUCUCUUGAUGAAUAUCACAGGACCCCAUCAACAUCCACUCCCACAUCUCUCUACCCCAUGCAUGAAACCAUUCAAUUGAGCAUCAUUGCCUCUGCAAAAAGAAACUGAACUACCCAUAACAUAACCCCCACCUCCAAGAACACCCAUUCUCUCUCUCUCUCUCUCUCUCUCUCUCUCUCCCCCUUCCCAUGAUGUCCGCGAAUAAUAUUCAGGGAAAGCAAGCCACCAGAGAAGAAAACCAAGGCUCCUGUAACCGGAAAACAACAGCAACAAGGCCACAAGAGCAGGCGUCCAAGUGUCCAAGAUGCGACUCGCCCAACACAAAAUUCUGCUACUACAACAAUUAUAGUCUAACACAGCCCAGGCAUUUUUGCAAGAAUUGUAGAAGGUACUGGACUAAAGGAGGAGCCCUACGCAACGUUCCCAUCGGCGGUGGCUGCAGGAAAAAUAAGAAGGUGAAGGCAUCUUCAAGGUUUUCUUGUGACUCCAAGGACUCCAGCGGGUCCUCAGAGAUCGGUAGAUUCAAGUUCUUUCAUGGUCUCGCUCCAGCCAUGGAUUUUAAUCUUGGUGGGUUAUCAUUUCCUAGGCUAAACCCAUCACCGAGUGGCCUGUAUAAUCAGUUCUCUUCAUUUGGGGAUAUUUCUGCCACCUCCGCAGCUGCUAUUAGUGUUACCAGUCCAUGUUUCAGCCUUGAUCCGACUGGAAGCUCAGCUGGUUCAUUGGUGGGAUUCAACUAUCCAAUUUCUUCUCUUGCAACUGGGUUUAGCGGUGCAAUUCAGGAUAUGGCUGGUGGUUCGAUGAAUGUUCACACUGGUCUUGCAUCGUCAAUUGAGUCUUUGAGUUCUAUAAACCAAGAUUUGCACUGGAAGUUGCAGCAGCAGAGAUUGGCUAUGCUUUUGGGGGGAGAAGAUCAGAAAGACAGCAGUGUUUCUUCAGUUCCAAUCCAAAGCCAGACACAGAAGCCUCAACCCAUUUUGUUUCAAAAUCUUGAAAUUUCAAAACCAGAAGUAAGUGGUAUUGGCAAUUUAAGAAGAGAAGGUGGAAAUGGGGGUGAUUCAGCAACAGACUGGUUCUUUAGAAAUUCUUUCGGGCAAGUGACUCCAACCCCAGACUACGGUAGCGGCAAUGGCAGCAACAACGCAGCAGCUGGAAACUGGAAUGGGAUUCAAGCGUGGGGUGAUUUGCAUCAAUGUAAUGGUUUGCCCUAGACCAGAAUCAUCACCAUGAGGUAGACCCUUUAAUGAAAAGGGAAAAAAUUUAUAGAGAAAUGAAAAUAUUAUCUAAACCCAUUUUAGGUAUAUGUUUAUUGUUCUUAAUGGCUUUUGUUGGGUGCAGAUCAACUUGUAAAAGUUAAGAAAAAGGAAAAAGUAAUUUUUUGUUUUUGUAUUUUGUUUUAGAAAGAUGUUGAACACUUAAAUAGCUCUAGUGUUUGUUGUUGCCAUUGUUGGUGCAGAUGACGAUCCUAUAUAUAUAGUCCGUUAUUUAUGCAUUAAGUUUGCAUAUUACGAUAAAGAUACAGGACUAUUGCUGUUUAUGGUAGCAAGAAAAAGCUAGCAAGCUAGUUCCAGAUGAAAAUGAAAAGAAAUGGAUAUAGUAGCUUUGUCUCUACACAUCUCUCUCUGAA
This is a messenger RNA of Hevea brasiliensis (rubber tree), 1643 nucleotides long. RefSeq names its product dof zinc finger protein DOF5.7-like. NCBI's taxonomy places the organism in Eukaryota, Viridiplantae, Streptophyta, Magnoliopsida, Malpighiales, Euphorbiaceae. The coding region runs from base 208 to 1227 and encodes 339 amino acids. The transcript has a single exon. The record is from RefSeq and is a predicted model, not a curated record. Gene Ontology annotation, biological process: regulation of DNA-templated transcription. Gene Ontology annotation, molecular function: DNA-binding transcription factor activity; DNA binding.